Messenger RNA from Cynara cardunculus var. scolymus (artichoke), 1005 nucleotides. RefSeq names its product transcription repressor OFP5. The transcript has a single exon. NCBI's taxonomy places the organism in Eukaryota, Viridiplantae, Streptophyta, Magnoliopsida, Asterales, Asteraceae. The coding region runs from base 1 to 1005 and encodes 334 amino acids. The record is from RefSeq and is a predicted model, not a curated record. Gene Ontology annotation, biological process: negative regulation of DNA-templated transcription.
AUGAGUUGGGGGAGAAAGAAAACGUUUCGGACGACAUCUUCAGCUUCGGGUUUCUCUCUAAACACAUGGCUUUUGAGGUUCAAGAAGAAGCGAGAUGAUGCGAAACCCGUAUCGGGAAAUGGUAGAAGGAAAUGGAAUAAGAAUCCAGUGUCUCCAAUGGAUGAUGGGUUUUACUGGAGGAUCUCAUUUGAUGAAGAAAGGUAUGAAGAUGAAGUCGUAUUGCAGAAUUCGGAUUAUCAGCUCAAUGUUUCUCCGGUGAGUUCUCGGAGUUUCAAGAAAAUGGCGUCAGAUGGGAGAAAGAUGAGAGAGUUCAUUGGUGAAGAAGGUCGUUUCGAAAGGGUGAGGAGAAAAGGGAAAGUUGGUUCUCCAGAAGCAGUGGAAAAACUUGUUUCCGAAAGCAAACCUGAAGAUGGAGGGAGAGUGGCAACUGUUGACAAUUCAAGAACAUGGCAAAGCAAGUUGAAUUCGGAUCUUCAAACCAUUGUAGAAGAUUAUGCAAUCGAGGAUUCGAACAUGGAGGAAGAGUGGCAAAAGCUGAAAAACAUGAAACUAAAUGAGAUCAAGUUAAAGAGCGAAAAACAGAGGAAAUCUGUUGAUGUAAGCAAAGAAAUGCAUAGGAAAAGGUCAAAGCAGCGUCGUAAAGUCAACGCUUUUUCUCCAAGAACACUCACCAGGGUUGAAUGCAGAAUCAAAGCUCUUGAAGACAUGAAAAGAACACGGAUGAAGAUGAAGGAGAUGAACAAGGAGAAAGCCGUUAAAGAUGCAUUUAGAACUGGUCUCGAUAGCUUUGCCAUAGUGAAAAGUUCAUAUGAUCCACAGCGGGAUUUCCGAGACUCGAUGAUAGAAAUGAUCAUCGAGAAAGGUAUCAGGCAACGAGACGAGCUCGAGGAACUCUUGGCAUGUUAUCUAACAUUAAAUUGUGAUGAAUACCAUCAUCUUAUUAUUAAGGUCUUCCAACAGGUAUGGUUAGAAUUGAACCAUUUUGAUCCAUAUUCUCGGUUUUGA